UUAUAGAUUCAUCCCCAAUUUCACGGACAGAGCGGAUCUUUCCUCUUCAACAUUCGAAAAAGCUUUCAUUUUGCUCAUCAAUGGAGGCGGAAGAGAGGAAGAAGAUAACGAGUUUCAGUUACAGCGUUGAGGACGACGACGGGUUGAAGCUGAUCGACAUUUCUUCGGAGGACGAUUUCCUCAUCGCUUCCCCUCUCUUCGAAUCUCUCGAAGAUCUUCGUCUCUCAGUGACGUGGGAUAAAAAUGGUGAGAACGAUUGUUUCAGAUUCUCAGGCGUUGGAAACUCUUUUUGCAAUGAAUUGCCCCAAUCUGGAAGGCCUAGUUUCUUGCGCAGAAGCUUGGCUUGGGACAACGCCUUCUCUACCAGUUCUGGUGUAUUAGAUCCUGAUGAGCUCUUAUUCAUAAACAAAGGAGUAUGUCCAAAGCCUGAAUCUAAACAAAAUGUGCCUCCAAGAACUGUCAAUGGGAAUAUGAACAAGAUUAAAACGGUUUCUAAGAGGGAUCAGCAUGGCGAUAUUCAAGCAUCAUCAGAAGAUAAAACUAACAAAAAGAAAGUCCCUUUGCCAGUACAAAGCAAAUAUGCUUUUGGGAGUUCUUGCAGUUCAUCUCGCUUCUCUUCAUCAACUUCAACCAUUUUUUCUUCGGAUUCUUCAUUUUCAUCCAAAGAUUCAAUCCCUUACCUCAGGCGUUCUUCCUCCACAAGAACCCUUUCGAAAACCAAACCUGGAUCAAAGAAAAAUACACUCCCUCCAUCCAAUCAGUUUCCUGAGGUUCCUGAUUCUUCUCAAGCUUUUGGUAUUGUAAUGGAUGGAACUCCAAAAAAAGAUAUUGUUACUUCUCAGGAAUCUGCCGAAAUACCCAUUUCUGGGAACUCGAAACCUUCAUGUCUGCGUCUUCCUUCUCCAAAGAUCGGUUUCUUUGACGAGGUGGCUCCAAAAGCAAGAGGAUUCUUCAAGUUUCAGAUAGGAAAAGCAAGCAAAUCUUCCAAAGAAGAUGUCGGAAGAACCCCUAGUGGGAGCGGGAAGCAGAAGCUCAAAGCUUCAACUCCCCAGCUGCCAAGAAGUGCUCCACCUUUCAGACUCACAGCUUCCUCAUUGUUUUCUGCUGAUAAAUCCUCCGAGAUGGAUCGUGAAACGUUUUGCAAGUCAAGAAAAGUGGGGUCCGGGGAACGCGAGAGGAGAAGCGUUUGGAUUAACCAUGCUCCAAACGUGAAUAUGAAAGGAGAGCAGAGGAAGGGAAGAAAGGAAAGAGAAGAAAGGAGGAACAAAAGAGGAGGAGAAUCAUCAAGCAUCAGGGAGAAGAACGGAGCGAACGAUUUAAGCAGGCGGUUCAAGAUGAUGGGUUUGGGAGAAGACGAAGAAGAAACUGCAACAAGAACUCCACUUGCUGAGAAAACAGCUGCAAGUCACAGCAAUGGAAACGUGACAGAACCCAAGAAGGAAAAGAUGGUGGAGAAGAAGUCUCCAGUUUUUCUUUUACCUUCUUCUCACAAAGAGAACAUCUGAUUUGCAUCCAUAAACAUAUCAGAAUAUACAGUUUCUUUUCUUGCAUCACUGGAUAUAUACAUUAAACUCAUCAUUUACGGAGCAAACAAUAAUCAUCAAGAAGCUCCACAUACUAUAUAAAGUUUCCAUUAUUUACUUUAGUUCCUAUUUCAAUCUUGAAAUGCAUGUAUAUAAUGCACUGACAAACAGAACAUCUGAUUUGCAUCCAUAAAGAUAUCAAUGUAUA
Molecule: messenger RNA, 1731 nt
Organism: Cuscuta campestris
Lineage: Eukaryota; Viridiplantae; Streptophyta; Magnoliopsida; Solanales; Convolvulaceae
Source: the annotation of a GenBank genome assembly